AUGGACGUUGCAGGACUCGUUCUGGCACUCCCGCAGGUAGCUUGUAAGACCAUCGCACUACUGGUAGAAGUCCACGAAGCCUCUUCAGAAAGAACAAAGGUCCGUCAGGAAGUCGCCAGCCUUCUGUCCAGGAUCCUAGAAUUCAAAGCCUCCUUAGAUGGUCCAGUUUUCGCUGGAUCGGAUACAUGGGCUUUGGGAUUUUCAGAUCAGGCAAUCCAACAAUUGACAGAAGAGCUUGAUAAUCUCUGUAAGAAGUUGGAACAGGCCUCAAAUUCAAGAGUUAAGCAGGCUGUAUCCUCCGUCUUCUGGUUCAAAGACAAAAAGGAUGUCGUUCGCAUUCUUGACAAGGUGGCUAGGGUGAAACAGGAUAUCGACUUGGCCAUCAGUGGAAAUAACUUGGCCCUGGCUGUGAAGACUAGUCAGAGAAUAGAGAAAACCCAUGCGGCGGUUGAAGACCUUCAGGCCGUAAAAGCAACAGGAGCUGGCAAAACAGUGCUCACAUCCAUUGCAGUCGAAUGGCUGCGGCAGCGUUUUCGGAGUGGUCCAGCCGUCAACGUAGCUUGCGCCUACUGCGAGUACAAGGAAGCAGCGACUCAAAAUGUUCAAAAUCUGAUUAUGGGACUUUGGCGACAACUCAUCGACCCGAGUGCCGAACAUAGUUCUCCGGCGACAAAACUGUGGACCGACAUGGAUUCCGGUCAGAAGCAGCGUGGCGAGGUCCGAACCGGCAGAUUGCUCGAGAUCGUUGAGGCCGAAAUGCAGAAAUCCUCGCGCAUCUUUUUCCUGGUCGACGCCUUGGACGAGUUUCCGGAGGCCUCGCAACAAGAGCUGAUUUCCUCGCUAAAAUCGUUGCAGUCAAAGAGCCAUUGCAAUUUGAUGGUCACUUCCCGAAAGCUCGAUAGCAUUGCUCAAAUAUUUGACAAGGACCCAGAGAUUCAGAUUGACGCCCAAAAUGACGAUCUGGUUACGUACAUUACGGCUCGAAUUCAAGAAACCCCCUUUCAAAAGGUCAAGCAGAAAUAUGCCGCAAUGGAAGCAGAUGUCCUGAAGGAGGUCAUCCCGAAGUGCGACAAGAUGUUUCUCCUCGCACGAUUGUACAUGGAUAGUCUGUCCAACCAGACCCGAGUUAGCCAUUUCAAGAAUGCAUUAAAGACUCUUCCAAGCGGUCUACAGACCAUGUACGACGACGCCUUAAACCGGAUAGCGGCCGAUGUUCCCCACACAGAGGACGCUCUCAAGGUUCUCUACUGGGUAUCCUUCGCGAAGAGGCCGUUGGCUGUUGAUGAGCUCAUCCAUGCUCUCGCUGUCACCCUUGAAGACAAGGACUAUGACGCUGACAACGAACUCCUGGACGAAAUCACAUCGAUAUGUGCUGGGCUCCUAAUUGUCGACCCAAUAAGCUGUGUUGUACGCCUCGCUCAUCACACGACUGAUGAGUAUCUCAAGGAGACGCAAACAAAAAGUUUCCCAGGCAUCUCGAGUCACAUGACAUCGGUACUGCUAACGUACGUCUCUUUCGAUGCCUUCAAAACUCAGGCUGCCGUGACGAGGGCCGAUGCUGGCAAUACUCUUCGUCAGUAUCCCUUGCUCGAGUAUGCAGCCACAAAUUGGGGCCAUCAUUUUUCCGAAUCGGAUGACCUGGGCACUGGGAUUAGACCGCGAGCCCUUGAGUACCUGAAGCCUCCCCACAGGUUCUCUGAUUUUCUCAUCAAGGAGAUAAUCGAGAAGGAACACGGUGCAUCCCUUCCAGGGAGUAUUAAUGGUACUCAUGUCGCAGUCGUAUUCGAUUUGCAGGAAUUCACCCCGGAUCUACAAGCGUCUGGUCUUUAA
Molecule: messenger RNA, 1830 nt
Organism: Diaporthe citri
Lineage: Eukaryota; Fungi; Ascomycota; Sordariomycetes; Diaporthales; Diaporthaceae
Exons: 4
Coding region: 1-1830 (609 amino acids)
Source: RefSeq, a predicted model, not a curated record